This is a messenger RNA of Theileria orientalis strain Shintoku, 243 nucleotides long. RefSeq lists its product as uncharacterized. Gene Ontology annotation, molecular function: zinc ion binding. The record is from RefSeq and is a predicted model, not a curated record. The transcript has a single exon. Lineage: Eukaryota; Apicomplexa; Aconoidasida; Piroplasmida; Theileriidae. The coding region runs from base 1 to 243 and encodes 80 amino acids.
AUGACGGCCUCGGAGGAUGAGGACGAUCUGCUGCUGGAUUCAGUGAUCAAGGAGACAUGGACUUGCCAUUACGUCCCGGGAGCGAACCUUCCAAGCUGCAAAGAGGACACCAAGGUGGUGGGCCACGAUUGCAAGUACUGCAAACGCCGUUUCUGCAUUAAACACAGGGCUCCAGAAACACACGGAUGCAGCACGAAGCCGGUGAAGCUAACGAAGUACGGAAGGCCCAAACUGAAAAAAUAA